UUUUUUUGUCUCUCACUUAUGCUCUUUAGUAUAAAAAUUGAUACGAAAACCCUAGCAGUCCCUCUCUUUGCUUUUUUUUCUCCGUCACUUAGCGACCUGCCAGUCUAAGGCUUGAGCUAAGGAGAAGAAAAAAAGAAUGGUGAGAAUAAGUGUACUUAACGAUGCGCUAAAGAGCAUGUACAAUGCGGAGAAACGAGGCAAGAGGCAGGUCAUGAUCAGGCCUUCUUCCAAAGUCAUUAUCAAGUUUCUUAUCGUCAUGCAGAAGCACGGUUACAUUGGUGAGUUUGAGUAUGUGGAUGACCAUAGAUCUGGCAAAAUUGUUGUUGAGUUGAACGGAAGGUUGAACAAGUGUGGCGUUAUCAGCCCUCGUUUUGAUGUUGGUGUUAAGGAGAUUGAAGGUUGGACUGCUCGUUUGCUUCCUUCCCGACAGUUUGGUUACAUCGUUCUGACUACCUCCGCCGGUAUUAUGGACCAUGAAGAAGCCAGGAGAAAGAAUGUCGGAGGCAAGGUCCUCGGAUUCUUCUAUUGAUAUAUGUUAUAUGGUGAAGGAUAUGCCCUCCCUUUGUUUUUUCUUUCUUUUGAAUUUUGCUGUAACUUUUGUUGGAUAGUGGUUAAAUUACUCUUGUUGGUCUCGAGUUCUUUAAAUAUUCAUUCGGACUACAUCUA
Raphanus sativus (radish) is the source of this 666-nucleotide messenger RNA. Its product is annotated as 40S ribosomal protein S15a-1. The coding region runs from base 137 to 529 and encodes 130 amino acids. Gene Ontology annotation, molecular function: structural constituent of ribosome. Gene Ontology annotation, cellular component: cytosolic small ribosomal subunit; ribosome. The transcript is spliced from 4 exons. Gene Ontology annotation, biological process: translation. The record is from RefSeq and is a predicted model, not a curated record. NCBI's taxonomy places the organism in Eukaryota, Viridiplantae, Streptophyta, Magnoliopsida, Brassicales, Brassicaceae.